GCGGGACUUCCGGGUCAGCAGUUGCAUCAGAUUCUAGGAAGCUCCUGUGGCCGGGGCCACGGUUCGGGGAGUCCCAACGAUGGCAGGUUGCUCCGGGGAGCAGGCUUCUGACUACAGGUCCAUUCUGAGCAUUAGUGACGAGGCAGCCAGGGCUCAGGCCCUGGACCAGCACCUCAGCACGCGUAGCUAUGUCCAGGGCUAUUCCCUGUCCCAAGCAGACGUGGACGUGUUCAGGCAGCUCUCUGCCCCGCCUGCUGACUCAAGGCUCUUCCACGUGGCUCGGUGGUUCAGGCACAUAGAAGCACUCCUGGGUGGCCCCCAUGGCAAAGGCCAGCCCUGCGGGCUCCAAGCAAGUAAAGGCCGGCGAGUACAGCCUCAGUGGUCUCCCCCAGCCGGGACUGAACCAUGCAAGCUCCGUCUGUACAACAGCCUCACCCGGAAUAAGGAUGUAUUUAUACCUCAAGACGGGAAAAAGGUGACGUGGUACUGCUGCGGACCAACUGUCUACGAUGCGUCCCAUAUGGGACAUGCCAGGUCGUACAUCUCCUUUGACAUCUUGAGAAGAGUGCUGAAGGAUUACUUCCAGUAUGACGUCUUUUACUGCAUGAAUAUUACAGACAUUGAUGAUAAGAUCAUCAGAAGGGCACGGCAGAACUACUUGUUUGAGCAGUAUUGUGAGCAGAAGCCCGUGGCUGCCCAGCUCCUGGAGGAUGUCCACGCUGCCCUGGAGCCAUUUUCGGUAAAGCUGAGUGAGACCACAGAUCCUGACAAGAGGCAGAUGCUUGAGCGGAUCCAGCGGGCAGUGACGCUUGCCAUAGAGCCACUGGAGCAAGCUGUGCGUGCCAGCCACCCCGGAGAGGACGUCAGUGGCCGUGUGCAGGUGCUGCUAGAAGAGGCAAAGGACUUGCUUUCUGACUGGCUGGACUCCAUGAGUGGCAGCGAGGUGACCGAUAAUUCUAUUUUCUCCAAACUGCCCAAGUUCUGGGAGGAGGAGUUCCACAAAGACAUGGAAGCCCUAAAUGUUCUCCCUCCCGAUGUCUUGACCCGGGUUAGCGAGUAUAUUCCAGAAAUUGUGAACUUUGUUCAGAAGAUUGUGGACAAUGGUUAUGGCUAUGUUUCCAAUGGCUCUGUCUACUUUGACACAGCAAAAUUUGCUGCUAGUGAGAAGCACUCCUAUGGGAAGCUGGUGCCUGAAGCUGUUGGGGACCAGAAAGCUCUCCAGGAAGGGGAAGGUGACCUGAGUGUCUCUGCUGACUGCCUAAGUGAGAAGCGCUCUCCCAAUGACUUUGCCCUAUGGAAGGCCUCCAAGCCAGGAGAGCCAUCCUGGCCAUGCCCCUGGGGAAAGGGUCGUCCAGGAUGGCACAUUGAGUGCUCUGCCAUGGCCAGCACGCUCCUGGGAGCCUCAAUGGACAUUCACGGUGGAGGGUUUGACCUCCGCUUUCCCCACCAUGACAACGAGCUGGCGCAGUCAGAGGCCUACUUUGAAAAUGACUGCUGGGUCAGCUACUUCCUACACACGGGCCACCUGACGAUAGCAGGCUGCAAGAUGUCCAAGUCACUGAAAAACUUCAUCACCAUUAAGGACGCCUUGAAGAAGCACUCAGCGCGGCAGCUGCGGCUGGCAUUCCUCAUGCACUCUUGGAAGGACACUCUGGAUUAUUCCAGCAAUACCAUGGAGUCUGCGCUCCAGUAUGAGAAGUUCCUGAGUGAGUUUUUCUUAAAUGUGAAAGACAUCCUCCGAGCCCCUGUAGAUAUCACCAGCCAGUUUGAAAAGUGGGAAACUGAAGAAGCAGAGCUCAAUAAGACUUUCUAUGAUAAGAAGGCAGCAAUUCAUGAAGCCCUGUGUGAUAAUGUGGACACUCGCACUGUCAUGGAAGAGAUGCGGGCCUUGGUCAGUCAGUGCAACCUUUACAUGGCAGCCCGGAAGGCUGCAAGGAGGAGGCCCAACCGGGCUCUGCUGGAGAGCAUUGCUGUAUACCUCACCCACAUGCUGAAGAUCUUUGGGGCCAUAGAAGAGGAGAGCUCAUUGGGUUUCCCUGUUGGAGGGCCCGGGAAGAACCUAAAUCUUGAGUCAAUGGUAAUGCCCUACCUGAAGGUAUUGUCGGAAUUCAGAGAAGGCGUUCGGAAGAUCGCCCGGGAGAACAAAGUCCCCGAGGUUCUGCAGCUCAGUGAUACCCUCCGGGACGACAUCCUGCCUGAGCUCGGGGUGCGGUUUGAAGACCAUGAAGGACUACCAACAGUGGUGAAACUUGUGGACAGAGACACCUUGUUGAAAGAAAGGGAAGAAAAGAAAAGGGCUGAAGAAGAAAAGAGGAGGAAGAAGGAGGAGGCUGCCAGGAGAAAACAGGAGCAAGAAGCAGCAAAGCUGGCCAAGAUGAAGAUUCCACCCAGUGAGAUGUUCCUGUCAGAAAGUGACAAGUAUUCCAAGUUUGAUGAAAAUGGUCUGCCCACCCAUGAUACCGAAGGCAAGGAACUGAGCAAGGGGCAAGUCAAGAAGCUAAGGAAGCUCUUUGAAGCUCAGGAGAAACUCCACAAGGAAUACCUGCAGAUGGUGCAGAAUGGUAGCCUGCCAUGAGCCUCCACAGCCCACUGUGAGCUGUACUGGGACAGAGGGCCUCCACAGCCCACUGUGAGCUGUACCGGGACAGAGGGCCUCCUUAGCCUGCCAUGGGCCACACAAGGCCACCUCAGCAGUCUGGCCUCUGCAGCUUGCCACCGUGGACUGAAGGCCUUUGCCUGCACUAGUGAUGGCUGCUGUGGACUAAGGGACUCUGCCUGCUGGGUGAUGGCGCCCUGUGCUCUGGCCAUGUUUACAGUUGUCCUCACACCCUAAAACAAGCAGGGUAGAGGAGGCUCUGAGACGCUGACAAUAAAUUCUUCCAACUGA
This is a messenger RNA of Jaculus jaculus (lesser Egyptian jerboa), 2887 nucleotides long. RefSeq names its product cysteinyl-tRNA synthetase 1 (gene Cars1). Gene Ontology annotation, molecular function: ATP binding; cysteine-tRNA ligase activity. The transcript is spliced from 23 exons. Bases 80 to 2575 code for a protein of 831 amino acids. Gene Ontology annotation, cellular component: cytoplasm. Gene Ontology annotation, biological process: cysteinyl-tRNA aminoacylation. The record is from RefSeq and is a predicted model, not a curated record. Lineage: Eukaryota; Metazoa; Chordata; Mammalia; Rodentia; Dipodidae.